AUGGCGACCGUCAGCCACCCACGCAGAGACCCCAAUACGCUGAGUAAUUAUGAUAGCUGGUUGUCUACGCAUAUCACAGCCAACUUUGCGAUCCUAUUCGAUGAGAAGAAGCUUGCCGGAAAUGUCGUCCACAAGCUCAAAUCGAGAACCGAUUCGGACUCUACCGAGAUCAUCCUUGACACCAGCAAUGUGAAAGUUGGGGGCGUGCAUAUCGAUGGCAAACCUUCCUCGAACUGGGAGCUUCUUGCUCCACAGGAACCUUAUGGAUCUGCCUUGAGGAUAGUCCUUGAUCACGGUGUUAGUCGAAAUGAGAUCGUGACAAUCGACAUCGCGGUCGAGACAACUGAACGAUGCACUGCGCUCCAAUGGCUAACACCGGCCCAAACGUCGAAUAAGAAACAUCCCUACAUGUUCUCUCAAUGUCAGGCUAUUCAUGCACGGUCCAUUUUCCCGUGCCAAGAUACGCCUGAUGUUAAAUGUACUUUUGAUUUCAACAUCGAAUCCCCACUUCCUGUGAUUGCUAGUGGCCUGCCGAUUGACAAGGAAGAGCCGCAGUCCGGUAACGCAACGUACCGUUUCCACCAACGUGUGCCGAUCCCUACUUAUUUGUUCGCCCUUGCUAGUGGUGACAUCUCAGAGGCCACUAUCGGACCCCGGAGCGCUGUUGCGACAAGCCCCGACAAACUCCAGGAAUGCCAAUGGGAGCUUGAAGCGGAUACAGAGAAGUUUAUUCAUGCAAUCGAGGCAAUUGUCUACCCCUAUGUUUGGGGUAGAUAUAACGUGCUGAUUCUACCACCGAGCUUUCCGUACGGUGGCAUGGAGAAUCCAAUCUUCACAUUUGCCACUCCUAGCAUCAUCUCCAAGGAUAGGGAAAAUGUUGAUGUUAUUGCGCACGAGCUCGCGCAUAGCUGGAGCGGUAACCUGGUUACCAAUGCCUCUUGGGAACACUUCUGGUUGAACGAGGGCUGGACAACCUAUUUGGAGAGACGGAUUUUGGCUGCCGUCCAUGGCGAACCGUAUAGACAUUUCUCGGCCAUCAUAGGCUGGAAGUCGCUUGCUGAUUCUGUGGAGCAUUUUGGGCAUGACCACGAGUUCACCAAACUAAUCACUGACCUCAAGGGGAAGGACCCUGAUGAUGCAUUUUCAAGCAUUCCGUAUGAAAAGGGAUUCAACUUUCUCUAUCAUCUAGAAACGUUGGUGGGAAAGAACAAGUUUGAUCAGUUCAUUCCUCAUUACUUCAUGACCUUCAAGGAAAAAUCCCUUGAUUCAUUCCAAUUCAAAUCGACAAUCUUGGACUUCUUCCAAUCCGAUGCGGAAGCCUCCAGAUUGCUAAAUGAACUCGACUGGGAUACCUGGUUUUACGCGCCUGGAUUGCCACCCAAGCCCCACUUUGAUACCUCUCUUGUGGAUGUUGUAUACGAGCUAUCCAACAAGUGGAAGUCACUUCCUCAAUCAUCGUUCAAGCCCCAGCCGAGUGAUAUCAAGGAUUUGACUGCGAACCAAGUUGUCGUAUUUUUGGAACAGAUCUUGCUUGGAAACCCCCUCACACCUGAGCUGUCUGGGCUCAUGGGUCAGGUAUAUGGAUUUGCCUCAAGUGAAAACAUUGAGGUCUCAAAUCUCUAUCUUCAGGUGGGCCUGAAGGCCCGGGAUGAAAGCGUGGUUGAGCCGACCGCAGAAUUACUAGGCAGGAUUGGGAGAAUGAAAUUCGUUCGACCGCUCUACCGAAACCUCCAGAAAUUCAGCCGAACCCUUGCAGUUGACACUUUUGAGAAACACAAGGAGUUCUAUCAUCCUAUCUGUCGAGCCAUGGUUGAGAAAGACCUAUUCGGCAAAGGAGGAAUGUAA
Messenger RNA from Aspergillus melleus, 1845 nucleotides. RefSeq names its product bifunctional aminopeptidase/epoxide hydrolase. Gene Ontology annotation, biological process: proteolysis. Bases 1 to 1845 code for a protein of 614 amino acids. NCBI's taxonomy places the organism in Eukaryota, Fungi, Ascomycota, Eurotiomycetes, Eurotiales, Aspergillaceae. Gene Ontology annotation, cellular component: cytosol. The transcript is spliced from 10 exons. Gene Ontology annotation, molecular function: metallopeptidase activity; epoxide hydrolase activity; aminopeptidase activity. The record is from RefSeq and is a predicted model, not a curated record.